ACAGAUCAAAUUCGCAAGUAAAACCAAAAUUUUCGUUGACCAAGGACGCGUUGCGAGGAGCCAUCCCACAGCACAUCCCACAGCAGAUCCCACAGCAGCAAGAUGGGUGUUCCUAAGUUCUUUCGCUACAUCAGCGAGCGGUAUCCGUGCCUCAGCGAGUUGGCGCGGGAGCAUAGCAUUCCCGAGUUCGACAACCUGUAUCUGGACAUGAACGGCAUCGUGCACAACUGCUCGCAUCCGGACGACAACAACAUCCACUUCCACCUCGAGGAGCACCAGAUAUUCCAGGAGAUCUUCAACUACGUGGACAAGCUGUUCUACCUGAUCAAGCCGCAGCGCCUUUUCUUUCUGGCCGUCGACGGUGUGGCCCCGCGGGCCAAGAUGAACCAGCAGCGCAGCCGGCGCUUCCGGUCGGCGCGCGAGGCCGAGCAGCUGGAGGUGAAGGCGGCGCAGCGCGGCGAGCGGCGGGAGCACGAGCGCUUCGACAGCAACUGCAUCACGCCGGGCACCGAGUUCAUGGUGCGGCUGCAGGACGGGCUGCGCGCCUUCCUCAAGACCAAGAUCUCCACGGACCCGCUGUGGCAGCGCUGCACCGUGAUCCUCAGUGGCCAGGAGACGCCCGGCGAGGGCGAGCACAAGAUCAUGGACUACAUACGCUAUAUGAAGGCGCAGCCGGACUUCGAUCCCAACACGCGACACUGCCUGUACGGCCUGGACGCCGACCUGAUCAUCCUGGGCCUGUGCACCCACGAACUGCACUUCGUGGUGCUGCGCGAGGAGGUCAAGUUCGGGCGGAACGUGAAGCGUGCCUCCGUGGAGGAGACGCGCUUCUUUCUGCUGCAUUUGGGCCUGCUGCGGGAGUACCUGGAGUUGGAGUUCGACGCCCUCAGCACUCCGGAGCGGAGGCUGGAUGUGGCGCAGCUCAUCGAUGACUGGGUGCUGAUGGGCUUCAUGGUCGGCAACGACUUUGUGCCCCAUCUGCCCUGCCUCCACAUCUCCUCCAACGCCCUGCCCCUGCUCUACCGCACCUACAUUCGCAUUUACCCCACCCUCGGCGGCAACAUCAACGAGAACGGCAAGCUCAACCUGCGGCGCCUGCAGAUCUUCAUGUCGGCCCUCACAGAGGUGGAGCUCGACCAGUUUAAGGAGCAUGCCGACGACCUCAAGUACAUGAACGCCAAGACGGAGGCCUUCGACAUCGACGUGGCCGAGAUCACCGCCAACGAGAGCCACGACUCGGACCUAGCCGCGCUCAUUGACCAAAGCACGAAGCUCUACGAGGACGACAGCGAGGAGGACUGGAGCGACGAGGCGGCGGGCCUGAUGCACGAGUUCCAGAACUACAAACGCAACUUCUAUCGCAACAAGUUCAAGAGCGACAUGCAGCAGAGCCAACUGAUCGAGGAGCUGGGCCACCACUACGUGAACGCGCUGCAGUGGGUCCUCGACUACUAUUACCGCGGCGUCCAGUCCUGGGACUGGUACUACCCCUUCCACUAUGCCCCCUUCAUCAGUGACCUCAAGAACAUCGAGCAGGUGCAGAUCAACUUCCAGCUGGGGACGCCCUUUCUACCAUUCCAGCAGCUCUUGGCCGUUCUACCGGCGGCCAGUUGCAAACUGCUGCCGUCCGCCUACCACGACCUCAUGCUGCUGCCGAGCAGCCCGCUGGCCGAGUUCUAUCCGCUGGAGUUCGAGAGCGACCUCAACGGCAAGAAGCACGACUGGGAGGCGGUGGUGCUGAUACCGUUCAUCGACGAGCGGCGUCUCCUCAGCGCCAUGGUGCCGUGCGAGGCGCUGCUGACCAACUCGGAGCGGGAGCGCAACCGCCACGGACCGAUGUACGUGUACAACCACAGUGCCGAGUCGCAGGGCCCAAUGGCCGGGCAUCCGCCGCUGCGGUCGCUGCCACAUCUCUACUGCACGGAGGUGGCCAAGUGGUCGCACGAAAUCGCACUCAACCUGCCGCACAGCGUGUGCGUUGAGCUGCCCCAUGCGGCCAGGCAUGUCUUCUUUCCGGGCUUCCCCACCAUGCAGCACCUGCCCUUCGACUUCGAGCUGCGCCACGAUCGCGUCAAGGUGUUCGAACAGGUGAGCCGCAAUCAGAACAUGGUGCUGAUGCCGCGCAGACGCCAGCUGGAGGACACCCUGGAGGCGGUGGCCGGGCAGUAUCUGGAGCAGGUGGUGCACAUCGGUUGGCCGCAUCUCAUCAAGGCGAAGGUGGUGCGCGUGGCCACGCGGGAGCAGCGCGUGGACGAGGAGGGCAUCUCACCGAACGAUCCGCGUCGCUUCGACUCGGAGUGCAAGUCGCUGCAGGAACACUUCACCACGCGCAUGGGCAUCAAGUUCGCCAACUACGACGUGCUCGUCUACGUGCGCACCUUUGCCGGCAGCUCCAUGGAGUUCGGCGCCAAGGGGUCGCUGAAAAUGCGAGAUGCGUGGAGCAGCGCCGUCACCGGCUAUCCCGCCCAGGGCGUGGUGGCCGAACUGGCCGUCCAGGAGAACAUGCGCAAGCAGUUCCGCAAGGUGGAGGACUUCUUUCCCGUCGGCAGUCCGGUCUUCUUCAUCGGCAAUCCGUAUUUCGGCAGCGAGGGCACUGUCCAGGACCCAAUGCUCGCCUACACCUGCGGUCGUAUACAGGUCAACAUACGGGUGCGUCCGGAACCGGACGUGAAGGCAGCACGCAUGUUCCAGGAGGAGCGCGACAAGGAUCUGCUGAACACGUACGAGGUCUGCCACAUCCUGAACAUCAACGGGCGGGCGCUGGGAAGGCUCACCGGCACCGUUUGGGUGGUGCUCGGUCCGCGGCGCGAGAAAAUGGAGAACGUGGCCAAGCACAACAUUGGGCUGCAGCUGAAAUACCCGCGGCAGAACGAGGAGCGAGCCGGCUACUGCUGCCGCUCGGGCAACCAGUGGUUCUACUCCAGCUUGGCCCUGGAACUGAUGCGCGACUACUGCCAGCGUUUCCCAGACGUGGUGGCCUUCUUCGGCGUCAGCAGCGACCGCGGCGAGUAUGUCUUCGAGCAGGACGUCUUCCCGCACUCAGUGGGCCAGCACAAGGUCGAGGAUCUGUCCAAUUGGGUGCGCCAGCAGCCACACAUGAAGGUGGAGCGCAUCUCGUGCGGCUCCAAGACUGUCUGCCGCGAGACUGUCGAGCUUCUGAUGGCCGCCGUCGACGAGCUGCGCUCACUGCCCGUGAAGGAUGUCAAGCUGCAGGUGAAGCCGCACCUGCUCAUCAAGCCAAAUGUCACGCUGCCCGAGGCCUACCGAUCCCGUCGUCCAGUGCGUCUCUUCGACCGCGUCAUCAUCGUGCGCACCAUUUACAUGGUGCCCGUGGGCAUCAAGGGCACCGUGAUCGGCAUCCACCCGGUCACCGAUCCCAAUCCGGUCAGAUUGGAGUGCGUGCACGCCGUCGACACCUUCUGUGAGGUGCUGUUCGACCGGGCCGUGCCCAACUGCAACGACAUCCACGGCAUCGCCCCGGACCGGGUGUACAAGGUGCCCGAGAACGCCCUGGUGGUCAUCUUUACGAACGAGCAAGGACAGAAGGACAGAGCUGCACAGCCGUCGCAGGCUCCUCAGCAGAUCAGGAACCAGGCCGAAAAUGAGCGUGCGAACUUGCGGGAGUCCCAACAGGCGACCAGCAGUCGCUACAUGACCGCCGCUGGCUCCGACUGGAUGCCGAUCACGAUGAAGACACAGAUAGCCGACGACUUUCUCAAGACGCGUGCUGAUUCCCCAAAGGCCAAAUCGGACCGCUUCAAGUCGGCACACACACAGCCGCAAUCGCAGUCGCAAUCGCAGUCGCAAUCGCAGGUGCAGGCCACACCGGAACCAACUGCCAACUGGCGCCAGCAACGUGCUACUGCUCCACCGACCAAGUCGCAGCAGCCCCCGCCAGAAAAUUGGCGAAACACAUCGUCAUCGUCAUCGUCAUCGCGGCAGCAAGGCGGCAGUUCGUCCGUUGCUCCGGCUCAAGCUGCUCCCACGGCAGCGCCAUUGGCACCAACAGCUACGCCACAGGCUCAGACCCUGGCACUCAUGUCGUUGCUGGGCUUGAAGAAGGACCCAAACCAGGUCCAGGAUCAGGACUCUCCGCCACCUCUAGCCGCACCGCUGCAUCAAGCUCCAGCUAGCGGACAAUUGCCCGUGACUUCUGCCCAUUUCUCACUGGAGAAUCUUCCGAAGCCACCGCUUUUCUGGCAGCAAGAGGCCCAAAAGGAACAGCAGGCCCAGAAGCAGCAGCAACAGCAACAGCAGCAGCAGCAGCAGAAAAAACAGCAUGAUGCUGAUCGCAUCAAGAGUCAGCAGUGGUACAGAAAUGUCCAUCCGGGAGCGGAGAUGGACCAGCGAUCCCUAAAAGGUCCCCAAAUGAGGCAGCAACAGCCGCAGUUCCAGCGCCAGCCUAAGUUCCAGGUGCAUGUGCAGCUCUCGAAUCAACCCCACUCCACUCCGUUUAACAAUGGAAAUCAGUCACGUCCCAGCAACAACAUAGCUGCACAAAGUGCCUUCAACAACAACGUGCGCAUGAAACAGCAGCAGCAACAGCAACAGCAGCAACAGCAAUACCAACAGUACCAUCAACAACAAUAUCAACCGCCUGGCCAGCAGCUGAAGGAGAUCAACAAUGUGGCACCGCGUUACUCGUCCAUACAGGAUUUUGUACCCAUACAGGCGUAUCGGCCGAAGAAUACAAAGCGCACGGGUCGCCAGGAUUCCGAACCGAAAUCAUUGACGGAAACCAUUGGGACAAAGUCGCGUUCUAGUCAGCCGGAGAAAUCGACCAUUGAACAGACUGCUGAGCUGAUCCAAACGCUUAAGAUUCAGCCAUCCACUUCACAGUCCGAAACUGGAUUCGACACAAUAGCCACCACGGAUGUAUCCGUAGGAUCAUCUUCAAGCCAGGUAAACAAGCCAAGGAAACAGCGAACCCCUCGAAUUGGGGCCAAGUUUGAUUUGGAUUAUAUAAUGCAUUGAGACGAUAAUGCCACACAAAUGAUGUUCCGAAUGAAUCUAAGUAUGAUCUAUUCUACAGCCCAAACACAUGAAAUUUAGAGAUUAAGUUUAAACCCACCUAGAUAUUACGCUAAAAUUGAUUUAAAUAUAAACUUUUUGAUUUCCUUACCUAGUCUGAAUCCUGAAAUGAGACUGACUCAUCUUCUUAUUUCCUUGUAAUAAACUCAAUUUUUCCCUUA
Messenger RNA from Drosophila elegans, 5192 nucleotides. RefSeq names its product 5'-3' exoribonuclease 1 (gene pcm). The transcript has 11 exons. NCBI's taxonomy places the organism in Eukaryota, Metazoa, Arthropoda, Insecta, Diptera, Drosophilidae. The record is from RefSeq and is a predicted model, not a curated record. Gene Ontology annotation, cellular component: nucleus. Gene Ontology annotation, biological process: nuclear-transcribed mRNA catabolic process; rRNA catabolic process. Gene Ontology annotation, molecular function: RNA binding; 5'-3' RNA exonuclease activity. The coding region runs from base 103 to 4974 and encodes 1623 amino acids.